This is a messenger RNA of Nannochloropsis gaditana CCMP526, 867 nucleotides long. RefSeq names its product alpha beta domain protein. The annotation marks the transcript as partial. The record is from RefSeq and is a predicted model, not a curated record. The transcript is spliced from 3 exons.
AUGGCAGGAGGCUGUGGCACUGAAAUAAAUGCUGCGAUGGAAGACGAGACGUGCCCGCAGCGACUCUGGGGUCGACCCCAUGAGGAAGAAACCCUUCCUCCAGUGCAGUUGGUGACGCUGAGGCCCCGGUCCGGAUGUUCGGGGGCGGUGUCUCCACGCGCGGUGAGCCUGCUGGAGAUACCGUGUCGUCCCCACCAUCGACGUCACCGGAAUGCCCAGCGCCCGCAUCAACAGCCGUUGUCGCCCCCACGUGGAAACGAGGACAUGGCCGGCGAUGAAACGCAGGGGGAUACAGCUGGGGAAGGGACGGAGGACGCGGUCACGAUCUUCCUUAUCCACGGAGCCAUGGCCACGUGGCGUCAAUUUUCCCGAAUCCUGCCCUCCCUCCGACGGCAUUGUCGCGUUGUCUGCUACGACGCCUACGGUUGCGGGGACGGCCCCAAGCCCGAGAAUGUACCUCCCAGUGCGUACAGCACAGAGGCGCAUUUUGAGGACUUGCUGGAGGUGUACCAGCGCUUUAAAGGCAGGAGGAACGUCCUGGUGGGGCACUCGUUUGGCUCUUCGCAGGCGAUGCGGUUGGCGGCUGUCGUGGAAAGAGAGUUGCAAGGGCAGAAGCGCGAGGCCCAGGACGGAAACACCCCAACUCCACCUUCUCAAGAAGCUCAAAAGCCAGAAAUCGCUUCCCUUUCACCCCAUGCGAAUCGUAUCCACCCCUUCCCGCAAGACGACAGUGGACGCCGCCUGCCCGCGCCCCUCCCCCUUGAACCGCCCCCCCUCCUCGACGGGCACCGCCCGCCUUCUUCCUCCUCCUUGGCAGCAAGCCUCGCCAUCAGCAGCAGCACCACCUCCCCCGCCUCGCCUCCUUCC